UAAUACCGUUAUGUACGGAAAUCAUUAAAAGUCCGGAAUUUGAUACAUUAUCUUCAACUAAAUUAGAGGUCCUAUUAUUACGAGCUACUUUUUAUGUACUUUUGGGAGACUAUAGUGCUGCAAUUCAAGAUUUUGAAAACUUACUGAAUAAUGAAGAUGUGUCCGAUGAUUUGAGGAUAAAUGCCCUGAUAAAGAGAGCGGAAUUAUACAUGCGACUCAAAGAUUCAGAAAUGUCUUUUAAGGACUUCGAAUUGGCCAUUAGUAUAAAUUCAACAUGCAGUGACAUCUACUAUCAUAGAGGACGGGCACUUGUGUUUAUGGACAAAGAAAACGAAGCUAAGCUUGAGUUUGAAAAGGCCAUUAAAUACAAUCCAAACUUCAGCAACGCGUAUAUACAGAAAUAUUACUUGGAUUAUUCUAUUGCGAUAUCAAAUGAUAAUACGAGAUUAAUUAGAGCGGCUAUUAAAACUUUCGAGAAAACUUUUGUAAAAUAUCCAAAUCUUCCUGAACAUACAAUGUGUUGCAUAAUGUAUGCUGAGAUGAUGACCGAAAUUAAACAAUAUCAAAAGGCUGAUAGUUAUUUGAUUAAAGCAAUGGAGAAAAAUCCUAAGUGUGCAUCUGUUUAUGCAAACAGGAGCUUAUUAUACUUACGGAUUGAUAAUAUUGAUAAAGCUGUAGAAUAUAUAAACAAAGCGAUCGAGAUUGAUGAAAAGUUUGGACGGGCAUAUGGAACAUUAGGAACCUUUGAAGUAAAAAGAGGAAAUAUAGAGGAAGCAAUAAGGUUAUUUGACAAAAGUGUAAUAUACAGUAAAAUAUUCAAGGAACAGUUAGAAAUAUACAAUUUGAGAGAAGCAGCAAAAAUCGAACUUUAUAUAAAGAAUCAAUUAGGAAGUGUUCCUUGCUUAUUUCGGGAAUUCACUCGAUUCAUUGAUAUAAAAAUAGCAGUAGAACUCUUGGAUUAUUUAAUCAGUUAAGUUCUUAUAUUAAGACAUCAAUUUUGAACACGGUAUAUACAAAGGAUGUCCUAAAGAAUAAAGUAUUCAUUAUUGUACUACAUUAUUUCAUAUUAAAAGUUAAGUUUAUCA
This is a messenger RNA of Acromyrmex echinatior (Panamanian leafcutter ant), 1085 nucleotides long. Its product is annotated as mitochondrial import receptor subunit TOM70-like. NCBI's taxonomy places the organism in Eukaryota, Metazoa, Arthropoda, Insecta, Hymenoptera, Formicidae. The record is from RefSeq and is a predicted model, not a curated record.